This is a messenger RNA of Coffea eugenioides, 2458 nucleotides long. Its product is annotated as G-type lectin S-receptor-like serine/threonine-protein kinase LECRK3. The coding region runs from base 29 to 2377 and encodes 782 amino acids. Lineage: Eukaryota; Viridiplantae; Streptophyta; Magnoliopsida; Gentianales; Rubiaceae. The record is from RefSeq and is a predicted model, not a curated record. Gene Ontology annotation, molecular function: protein serine/threonine kinase activity; ATP binding. Gene Ontology annotation, biological process: protein phosphorylation; recognition of pollen. The transcript has a single exon.
UCUUCUAUUCCAUCUCCAAUUUCCAUACAUGGCUGCUUUUUUGUUCUUCGUCCUAUCAUCAGCAUUCUAUUCAGGAAUAGCAGCUCAACAAAGCCCUCUUAACAUUAGCUUAGGUUCUUCUCUAACACCCACAGGCAACUCAUCAUCAUGGUUGUCGCCAUCUGGAAUAUUUGCUUUUGGAUUCUAUCAGCAACGCAAUGGCUAUGCUGUGGGCAUUUUUCUUGCUGGAAUUCCUGAAAAGACUGCAGUUUGGACUGCCAACAGGGAUAACCCCAUUUUUUCUAGCAAUGUUUCGCUGAUUUUGUCUACAGAUGGCAGGCUCAUCUUGCGCCUGCUAGAAGGCCAAUACAUAUCAAUUGCUAAUCCUUUGGAACCCAUUUCUUCAGCUUCCAUGUUGGAUUCUGGAAAUUUUGUGUUAUACAAUUCUGAAAAGGAAAUCAUAUGGCAAAGUUUCGAGAAUCCAACUAAUAGUUUAUUGCCCGGUCAGCGAUUGGCAGCUGAUCACGAGCUCAUAUCCAGUGCUUCAGAAACUGACGAUUCAAGAGGAAUUUUUCGUCUGAAGAUGCAAACGGAUGGACACCUUGUACAGUACCCUGUGGGCACAACAGAUGUAGCGGAAAAUUCUUACUGGGCAUCUGGAACUAAUGGAGACGGUCCAAAUAUAACUCUAAAUCUCCAGGAUGAUGGGCAUCUGUACUUGAUCAAUUCAAGUGUUAAUAUAGUGAAGAAUCUUUCUGAUGGAGGACAUCCUCAGAACAAGAUGAUCUAUUUGAUGAAGAUUGAUGUGGAUGGUAUUUUCCGAUUGUAUUCACAUUCGUUAGAUCAGAUGGGCAAUUGGUCGAUCCUAUGGGAAUCUUCAGCUGAUAAAUGUGAUCCUAAAGGCCUUUGUGGGUUCAAUGGCUUCUGUACAAAACUGGAUAACUUGGUUGAAUGCAAAUGCCUUCCUGGAUUUGACUUUGUCAAUCAAGGCAAUUGGAGCUCGGGCUGUGAGAGAAGUUUGUUUGCAGGUAGCUGUAAUUCCACGGAUCCAAUGGUCAAUUACACCAUUGAGUACUUGGAAUCUACUAUAUGGGAAGAUAACCCCUUUUUCAUAUUGGAAACAAACACGAGAGAAGAUUGUGCAAAGAUUUGUCUUGAAGAUUGCAACUGUGAAGCGGCAUUCUUCAAAGAUGGACAAUGCAAGAAGCAGAGGCUCCCAUUGACAUAUGGAAAAAGAGCAAGUGACUCCAAUAUUGCUCUAGUCAAGGUAGGAAAACCUGCAACUAAGGAUGAAGGUGUAAGUGAAAUUCACAAUAAUCCUCCCAAAAAAAGAAAGGAAGAAGGUCGUUUGUAUAUCCUGAUUAUUGGGAUUUCCCUUGCUGUUUCUGGAGUCCUGAUCUCUGUAACUGCUGGAGUUUAUGUUUGCAGAAUUAAGGUAUCAGCAUAUAAGCAGAUAUCGCAAAUUGGAAAUGUUGAAUUUGUGCAGAAUGUAGCUCCAACAGCCUUUAGCUUUGCUGAACUAGAUCAAGCAACGAAGGGAUUCAGAGAAGAGUUGGGCAGAGGAGCGUCUGGGGCUGUGUAUAAAGGGAUUUUGCCAAAUUCCAAGAAGGUUGUGGCUGUAAAGAAACUCGAGAAAGUAUUAGCAGAAGGGGAAAAGGAGUUUCAGAAUGAACUCACAGUGAUUGGGAAAACACAUCAUCGUAAUCUUGUCCGGCUACUGGGCUACUGCCUUGAUGGCACUAAGAGGCUUCUAGUUUACGAGUAUAUGAGCAAUGGAUCAUUGGAAAAUAUCCUGUACAAACCAGAGAACCGCCUGAGUUGGGAUGAAAGAAUUAGAAUUGUCCGUGACAUUGCAAGAGGUAUUCUUUACCUUCAUGAAGAGUGUGAGACACAAAUCAUCCAUUGUGACAUCAAACCUCAGAACGUACUCAUGAAUGAAAACAGGUGUGCCAAGAUUUCUGAUUUUGGGUUGGCAAAGAUAUUAAAACAUGAUCAAACCAGAACUUGUACUGCAGUAAGAGGAACAAGAGGUUAUGUUGCACCAGAAUGGUUCCGGAACUUGCCCGUGUCAGUAAAAGCAGAUGUUUACAGCUUUGGAAUUAUGCUAUUAGAGAUCAUAUGCUACCGAAAAAAUGCAGACUGGACCUAUUCUGGGGAUGAAGCUAUUCUUGAAGAAUGGGCUUAUCAGUGUUUCGAGGCUAGGGAGCUAUAUAAAUUGGUUGGUGAUCAGGAGGUUCUUGAAGUGAGAGAACUGGAAAGAAUGAUCAAGAUAGCUCUCUGGUGCAUCCUGGAUGAGCCUGCUCUUCGUCCAUCCAUGAAGAAAGUCGUUCUGAUGCUGGAAGGAACUGUUGAUAUUCCAGUUCCUCCAAGUCCUACAUCUUUUCUAAGUGCCAUAUAAUUGUAGUUUGUGUUUGGUUUUUUAGCGUCACACUAUUACCUUAAAUCCUUUCAUAUCGUGGCAAAAGAAAAAUUAGUUGUA